Panonychus citri (citrus red mite) is the source of this 1167-nucleotide messenger RNA. RefSeq names its product zinc finger protein-like 1. Gene Ontology annotation, cellular component: Golgi apparatus. The record is from RefSeq and is a predicted model, not a curated record. NCBI's taxonomy places the organism in Eukaryota, Metazoa, Arthropoda, Arachnida, Trombidiformes, Tetranychidae. The coding region runs from base 95 to 1033 and encodes 312 amino acids. The transcript has 3 exons.
UGAUCGCAUCAUCGUCAUCAGCGUUUAAUUGAGUGUCAACAGUGACACUUUCAACCUUUUAAUAGCUUUUGUAUCGUGCGAUAAUUUAACCAGGAUGGGUCUGUGCAAGUGUCCUAAACGUAAGGUGACUCUUCAAUUUUGCUUUGAACAUAAAGUCAACGUAUGUGAGUCUUGUAUGUUGUCAAAUCAUUCAAAGUGUAUCGUUCGUCCAUAUUUACAAUGGUUAGAGGAUAGUACCUAUGAGCCGGUCUGUGGAUUAUGUCAUCAGAAUCUAAACAAUGAUAAUGAUUGUGUCCGUUUAAUUUGUUACCAUAUCUUUCAUUGGAAUUGCCUUAAUAAUUAUGCAAAUAGUUUACCUUCAAAUACUGCUCCUGGUGGUUAUUCUUGCCCAGACUGUACCAAGACAAUUUUCCCACCAACUGAAUUAAAUUCACCGAUAGCCAAUCAUUUAAGGAAACUCUUGUCAACUGUUAAAUGGUCAAGAGCUGGACUUGGUUUACCCUUGAUUGAAACAAAUUCACCAAAAACACCAAAUUCAUCACAUAAUAAACCUCAACCUAAAACAUAUGAAACAUAUGAAAAGACCAAUUUAAAUGAAAAUGUUCAACUUGUCUCAGCGGCAUCAGCCAACAGUUUAAAAUCCCAGCCAACUCAUGUUCCCGUUAACGUGAAUCACAUUUCCGAUUAUGUUAAUUGUGAUGAAGUUAAUUUUGUCACGAAUGCAAGAAAAUUUCAUCAUGUUAGUAGUAUCAAUCCAAACAAUGCCAACACCUUUUUGGACAUUGACGAUGAUAAAUAUCGCCGAAAAACACCUUUGGAAUUAAUAACAAAAUGGUUUAGAAUUCAUAAUAUAACCAAACAGAAUGAUGGAUUAUCGUUAAAAGGUUGGAUUGUUAUCGGUUUCGUGGCGAUUUUCACUGUGUUCACUCUAGUUCAUUAUUUCCUGAAACUCGGGAGACAAAAUGCUGACCAUGACCCUCUGCUUGACCCACAUUUCAACCCCAACAUCCAUGUUGGUCAAGAUGAUGAUUAAUUUCCAAUUUUUUUAAAUCAAAAUUAUGGAUUCAACUAUUCUGUGAAUAUAAGGAUUGAAUUUUUAUUAUCUACAUGAAAAUUUUUUUAUCAUCAUGGUGAUAAAAACAAUGAUUAAAAUCAAGAAAAAAUUGA